AAACUACACACAAACACCGCCAGACAGCAGGAGGUUGAGGGCUUACUCGGAGACACCAGCAUGGAUCCUCCGGAUUAUGGACCUGCAGCAACGAGGAGAGGAAGCUAUGAUGAUGCUGCAGCUUCUCUACGCCCGCACCUCAGACACUUGGCUCAUAGACGACGCUCUGCCCCGUCGCUGGUCUUUGGGAAGGCGCUGGGGAUGCCAUGGUCGCCUAUCAGGGAGGAGGCCUCCUGCUGGGUCUCUGUGGAGCAGAGCCCGUUCGUCCUCGGCCUCACCAGCGAGAACGGAGAGCUGCUGCUGGACGAGUGUGUUCAGGUCACCGAGGGCUCGAAGACCAAGGAGCGACACCUGUUCCUCUUCAGUGAUGUCAUCGUCUUUGCUAAACUCAAGUCGAACGCCAGCUACCGUCUGAAGCACCGCGUGAGCCUCCAGGACAUCUGGCUUUACGGUUUUGAGGAUGAAAUGCAGGACGAGGAGGGAACAAUGGGGGAUAUUGACCUCAGGGUGACCCUUGUCUUGGCCUGGGAUCUCACCUUUUGUUUGGUGUGUUUUAGGUCGCCUGAGGUAAAAGAACGCUGGUUAGAUACACUUCACAGGAAAAUUAAAGACGCAAACGUGAGGGUUGGUUGUGCCUCUUCACCGCCAGACGUCCUCAUGAAGGUGUUGAGUGGCAGCAUCACAACUAAAACUCUAACAGGAGGUGGCAUGGAACAAUUCAUUGAGCUUCCACUCGAUGGCGAUGCAAAGACUUCUGCUCUGCCAAAACAGUUGAAUAACCAGGAGGAGAAGCCGCAGCAGCCCAUUGAAAACAAGUGGGGCCUGGUGAGGAGGCUCAGGAAAGGCUCUAGUUUCGUCAGCAAGGCGCGCCGGUCUGAUGCAGACACCAAGCCGCAGCUGUUUGGACGGCUCCUCUGCAAGAUAUGCCCAGACGAGCGCUCACUUCCUAAACCAGUCGCAGAGAUGCUGGUGUUGCUGAGGAAGAACGGGCCGUCGACAGAGGGAGUGUUUCGGAAGCCGUGCAACAGAAAGAACAUGAACGACAUCAAGGAGCAGCUGAACAGCGGCGUGGAGGUGGACAUGGAGGGCCAACCAGUCGUGCUGCUCGUCGGGCUGCUCAAAAGCUUUCUGAAGGAUCUUCCUGGCAGCCUGCUGGCAUCUGAACUUUAUGACACCUGGAUGACAGCUCUGGACAAUGAAGACCCCCAGCAGAGAGCUCUGGAAAUCACAAAGGUGGUAGACCAGCUCCCGGUGGCGAACAAACUCCUCCUGCAGCAUCUCGUGUGCGUCCUCCAUCACAUCGUCGAGAGCGCUGACACCAACAAGAUGGACGCCUACAACCUGGCGGUGUGCAUCGCCCCCACGCUGCUGCAGCUGGACGGCACCCCACUGGAUGAGCAAAAGGAGAAGCUUGAAAAGGUCACAGAGCUAACUCAGUUCCUGAUCGAGAACUGUGAGAUACUUGGAGAGAACAUCCCAAAUCUGCUGGAUACUGAUGAAGACUCACUGUCCUCUCAGCAUCACGACUCUGCGUACGACAGCACCGACCCAGAUGGAGAUGGAGAGGCCGGAGAGAGUGCCAGCUCCACACACGGAGAGAUUGGGUCAUCUUCCUCCCUCAGCCCCAGCCUCACUGCCUCCAUUUGGCCAGCUGAUGCUGACUUUGACCCGAAGCCAGCUUUUAACCGCCGCUGCUCUGAGCCCAUCAUCCUCAUCUCACCUGACCUCCAGAGCCUGUGCAGCCAUGCCAGGAGCCAUGACGACUGCUCGGUGGAGAGGCGGGACUUUGAGGAGCAGCCUCUGAAAAAGCAGAUCUCAGAUGACUCCUUCCUGCUCAGACGACGAGGUGGAGUGAGGCCGGUGUUGUCUUUUCCGAAACUGUGCAGCAGCUCCAACAUGGAUUCAUACAUGGCGGGGAGUCGUGCUAAGGACUGCUCGAGCUCUUCUCUAGAGAGCGCUGCCUCUAAUCAGUCAGAGGGGUCCGUCUUCACCAGCUCCCCUGUGGCGUCGCCAUCCUGCCCCAGGAGAGCAAACAGCGCCAACCAGUCUUCGAUGGCUGCAAAAGCUCAGCAGGAAAUUCCCAGACCCAUUACAGAUGAGAAGAGGCGUUCACAGUCCAUGAGAAUCACCAGUAAAGUCCUCAUGAGGACCAAGAGCUUAGGGGCCUUCAGCAGGAGCAGCCUGAAGAAAGACAUUCAGAAAGAAAACUCCUUCCCCUGCGAAACUCUCCAGGAAGACUCUCAAAGUGAAGCAGAUCUGCCAGCUGAGCUCCUGCACAAACCGCGCCCUCUGUCUGCCAUCGAAUCGUUUAGGCUUGCGGACAGCAAGCUGCCCUGCAGGCCUCCAGCCUACCAGCAUGCAGUGCAGACCGCCGGUCUUCCUCCACAGUAUGGAUCAAUGACUGUACAUGAUGCUGUGGAGUUCGAGAGAAGGUCCCGUCCAUCUUCUGUAAAUUAUGACUUCCCGCCUUCCUGUUCUGGCGACCAGUACAUAAACUGUCUUGCUCAAGCAGCACAGAACAAUGGUGACAUUGUCGAGCGGCGGCAGCCUUUCCGCCAGAGAGCUAUGUCCGAAUCUGUGUCCGCUGCUCAUCGUGAGGUUGUGUCACGGAGAUGUAGCCAGCCUGUGUUUGAGGAAUUGUCUUAUGCCAAGGAGUCUUAUGUUUGACUGACUUUUCAGAUCAGAUUAUCUUGUUCAAUGUCAGUGGGCAGAGCUGGAGAAGCAGUUGUCAAACUGCAGAGUUAGCGGCUGGCAAGCUUCUUCUUUUUUAUUCAUUCAGUGCCUGGAUGAUCUGGAUAGGUUUACCUUAUUCUUUCUGGCUGAGAGAACUUAAUGUGGACAGAUUGUAUGUUUCUGAUAAUAGCAAGGGAGCUUGGCCUAAUAAUAACAGCCACUUCUUCUCCUCUUCUCCUUCCCUUGUCAAUGUUCUUUUGUGGGUUAGACAGAAAAACUGUGCCCACUGAGUUGGAGAAAUGCUCAUGUUUGUACAGAGAGUCUAAUCUGUUCAUUUUUCACUGGUUCACUUUGAUUGAAUGUCAGCUAUGUGCCGCCUCAAUGGCUGCACUUUCUCAGUAGUACUAUUUAGAGUACAUGAUAUAAAAUAUGUAGUUUGUGAUAGUUAUCUAGUCCACCACAAUGAAGCUAUGAACACACAGCUAGCUGUGGAUAAAAUAUGCUAUGAGUUUUGAUUGUCUGUGUUUUGUUUGUUGAUAUAUGUACAGUCUAGAAAGUUGAGCACAAAGUUUUUUGGCUUUUUGUAAAUCCUUUGUCCACUUCUUCCACUACACUAAAGCACUUUUCUUUCAUUGAUCUAUGCUUUGUUUAUUUGUGUGCUGAAAUGUAAAUAGAGUGAGAAUGCAAUAGUUAGAUUCCACCUGGAAUUCCACUGUAAGUGUAAGAGAAGUCACACAAUAAAAGAAAAAUAACAAAGUGAAAAA
Acanthopagrus latus (yellowfin seabream) is the source of this 3437-nucleotide messenger RNA. It is a transcript of the gene tagapb, whose product is annotated as T cell activation RhoGTPase activating protein b. Lineage: Eukaryota; Metazoa; Chordata; Actinopteri; Spariformes; Sparidae. Gene Ontology annotation, biological process: regulation of Rho protein signal transduction; signal transduction. The record is from RefSeq and is a predicted model, not a curated record. Gene Ontology annotation, molecular function: GTPase activator activity. Bases 61 to 2667 code for a protein of 868 amino acids. The transcript has 14 exons.